This is a messenger RNA of Anopheles funestus (African malaria mosquito), 7389 nucleotides long. It is a transcript of the gene Oseg2, whose product is annotated as intraflagellar transport protein 172 homolog. The record is from RefSeq and is a predicted model, not a curated record. NCBI's taxonomy places the organism in Eukaryota, Metazoa, Arthropoda, Insecta, Diptera, Culicidae. Gene Ontology annotation, cellular component: intraciliary transport particle B; axoneme; ciliary basal body. Gene Ontology annotation, biological process: intraciliary transport. The transcript has 4 exons. Gene Ontology annotation, molecular function: protein binding. The coding region runs from base 292 to 5514 and encodes 1740 amino acids.
UGCGCGCAACCAAACCAUUAAUGAACUAAAUCACUAACACAUGCGCUAUUAACGAUAACAACCUGUUGCAUGGAGACAUGUCAAUGCAUUAGCGCGAACCCCAACCACGUGUUGCUGUUAAGAACCUCGGACAGUUUCCAAGGACGGCCGUUUCUAGGAGACCGAAGAACCAACAAACAAACAAACGCUGCUGCGCUGCAAAAUCGAUAAUAUCACUUUCAAAUGUGUUACUCGAGCGUAAUGCUCACUGCUUUUGGUUUGUAGGUGAUUUAAUUUUUGGAAAACAAGAAAAUGCAGUUAAAAUUCAUGAAAACUAUUGUCGAGGCACAGGAUCAUUUGUACCGCGUUGCUGGAUUAUGCUGGUCAGCCAAUAAUCAGAAGCUGGCAGUGGCCACGGCUGACCGUACCAUCCUGUUGUUCGACGAAAAUGGCGAACGGCGUGAUAAAUUUUCGACCAAAGCAGCCGAUCCAAAUGCAAUGAAAAAUUCCUACGUAAUCCGGGGCAUUACGUUCAGUCCGGAUUCGAGUCGGCUUGCGGUAGCCCAAAGCGAUAGCAUCGUGUAUGUGUACAAGCUGGGCGAACAGUGGAAUGAGAAGAAAGUGAUUUGCAACAAAUUUCCGCAGGGUUCGGCCGUUACGUGCAUUUCAUGGUUAGUUGGAGGACUAAUCGUGGCCGGACUGGAGGAUGGCAAGGUUCGUUCACUGUACUGUAAAAACAACAAAUCGAAAACACUUUACGGAACGGACAGUAUGGUGGUGACUUUGGCGCAAAACACCAAAGGUACCGGUGUCCUAUCCGGACAUGAAGAUGGAUCAGUAGUGCGUUUUCUAUUGGUAGAAGAACCCGGUGAACCAACCGGAAGACUGCUACAACAUCCGGUUGCACCGGUAGCACUGGCCUGGCCGCAAGGAGGCAUCGUUGUGGCGGGCUGUGAUAAGAAGAUUUGCUUUUACGAUCUUCAGGGACGUCCAAUGCGCACGUUUGACUACGGACGGGAUGAAGUGGAGCGGGAGUUUACCGUGGCCGCAGCCAGUCCGAACGGACAGGCAGUCGCCAUUGGAAGUUUCGAUCGUUUACGCAUUUUUAGUUGGAGCCCGCGGCAAAAUGCUUGGACAGAGUCCCUGUGCAAGACGAUCCCUAAUCUGUACACCGUAACGGCAGUCUGUUGGCGAAAGGAUGGUUCCCGGCUUGCCGUUGGAUCAUUGUGUGGAGCCGUACUGGCAUAUGAAUCGGUACUGAGACGCACCAUCUGGCAGGAUAAGUUUGAGCUUACGUUUGUAGCUCCGAGUCAGGUACUGUUGCGAUCGUUGCACGAACCGAUCACAACCAUGUUGGUUGAAUCACAGCUUGGGUUGGAAAUUGACGACAUAAGGAUCAUGGGCAAGGAUUGCUAUCUGGUCGGACGCACCGAAGACUCACUGAUCUUGUGCGAUCUUACGCGCUCCCUAACGAGCGAAAUUCCUUGGAUUGCCACCGGGCGUCACGAGCGGUUCUACUUCGAAAAUCCAACGGUAGCACUGAUAUUCAACGCGGGCGAACUAUCGCUCGUCGAGUACGGUGAACACUACAUCCUUGGCUCAGUACGAACGGAAUUCGUCAAUCCACAUUUAAUCUCGGUACGUUUAAACGAACGUGGUAACACGCGUAACAAUAAGAAGUUGGCCUACCUGCUCGACAUGAAGACUUUGUGCGUGGUCGAUCUAAUGCUGCAAUCGACGAUCGCACAAAUAUCACACGAUUCCAAGAUCGAUUGGUUGGAGCUAAGCGAAACAGGUCACAAGCUACUGUUCCGUGAUCGCAAGAUGCGUCUCGUGCUGGUUGACGUAGGCACCGGGCAGAAGCAAACCCUUCUGGCGAAGGUCGCGUUCGUGCAGUGGGUGCCCUCGAGUGAUGUGGCCGUUGCACAAAGUGACACCAAUCUGGCAAUCUGGUACAACAUUGAUCUGCCCGAGCACGUCACGAUGAUGCCAGUACGGGGUGACGUGGUCGACGUGUUGCGUGAGGAUGGACGAACGGAGAUUAUCACACGUGAGGCUGCUUCGGAGCAUGUGUACCCGUUGGACGAGGGACUGGUAGAGUUCGGCACCGCUGUCAACGAUAGUGACUUCGGACGUGCCAUAUUCUACCUCGAGUCACUCGGCGAUCGUCCGGCGGCCAAAGCAAUGUGGCACAAUCUGGCCAAUAUUGCACUGGCUCAACAGAAUCUUCGAGUUGCACAGCGCUGUUUUGCUGCACUGGGAAAUGCGUCCAAAACGUUCUACAUCGGAGAGAUGAUCAAGAUCGCUGAAAGGUACGAAGAAACAACAGGACCCGGCAUGACGUGCCCUGAGGUGCGCGCUAUGAUGGCACUUCUUGGUGGAGAUUUAAGAACGGCGGAACGUAUUUACAUCGAGCAAGGUGAUAUUGAAGCCGCCCUGGCCAUGUACACCAAGUUGCGCCGUUGGGAUGAUGCUAUAAAACUGGCCGAACGUCGUGGAUAUCAUGGACUUCCUGAGUUGAAGGAAGCACAGAUGGAGUUUUUGCUUUCCACCAGCCAAGAGGAGAAGGCUGGAGAAGUAUUAGAGGAGCGCGGCGAAAAAGAUAAAGCCAUGACGCUAUACAUGAAGGCUAACAAACCGGUGAAAGCUGCUAAACUGGCAUUGAAAACACCACAUUUACUAUCAAAUGAGAAUUUAGUUACAAGAGUGUCGGCAUCUUUAAUUAAGGCGGAACUUUUCGAGCUCGCCGCGGAACUUGCAAACCGUACCGGACAACAGCAAACCGCAAUCACCCUCUAUCGGAAAGGUGGUGCCUAUGCAAGAGCGAUUGAGCUUGCCCGUUACGUUACCCCGGAUGAUGUGACCAGCCUGGAAGAAGAAUGGGGCGAUUGGUUGGUGGGAAAGCGGCAACUGGAUGCCUCGAUAAGCCACUACAUCGAAGCUGGCUGCACAGUUAAAGCACUAGAGGCAGCAGUUGGUGCAAAACAGUGGCGUAAAGCGGUACAAAUCGCCAAAGUCGUUGAUGAUCCAGAAGAAAUUCAAAAAUACGCCGUUGAACUGGCUGAACAUCUGUGUCAGAUAGGGGACGUGAAAACGGCCGAAGAACUGUUGGUACGGGCCGAACUUUAUCGAGAAGCGGUACAGCUACUGAACAAACAUGGCCAAUGGGAGAAAGCGUUCGACAUUGCCGACCGAUUCCUACCCGGUGCAGACGUACGUGAGAUGUUUGUGGAGCUAGCGAAAGGACUGGAGCAGGAAGGAAAAUAUAGAGACGCGGAACGCGUCCUUCUCACGGUCAAUGAGCCUGAUUUGGCGAUCAACAUGUACAAAGAGUUGGAGCUAUACGACUCGAUGAUUCGUCUGGUCGAGCGCUAUCACAAAAGCCUCCUCGAACAGACGCAUCUCAACUUGGGUCGUCAGUUAGAAUCGAAGGGCCGGCUUAAGAAUGCGGAGGUACAUUUCCUGGCCGCGGGUGAUUGGAAGGCGGCUGUCCAUAUGUACUGUACAGCUGGCAAAUGGGAGGAAGCACACCGCGUAGCUAAACAAAAAGGUGGUCAGCCAGCUUCGGAGCAGGUUGCUUUUAUGUGGGCAAAAUCUCUACCCAUCGAAGGUGCCGCCCGGCUACUCACCAAGAUGAACCUGCUGGAUAGCUGCAUAGCGUAUGCGUGUGAGGCGGGACAGUUCGAUUUUGCCCUCGAGCUGUGUAAGGUGAGCGGCCGUUCGGCCGAUGACGUGCAUUUGAAAAUUGCGAUGGCAUUGGAGGAUGAUGGUAAAUUUACCGAGGCCGAAGCGGAAUUUUUGCUGGCUAACAAACCACGUGAAGCCAUCAUGAUGCACACACACGGUGGAGAUUGGAAGUCGGCGAUUCGCGUAGCGGAAAAAUAUCUCCCAGAAGCGGUACAUGAGGUGUUACUUAGCCAAGCAAAUAGUGCGCUCGAAAGUCGCAACUAUCCCGAGUACGAGGCGCUAAUGAUUCGUGCCGAUCGGCCAGAUCUGAUCCUGGAGCACUACAAGGAAUACAACAUGGUGGCGGAUGCAUUGCGCAUUGCCAAGGAAUAUGUUCCAGGUGCGGUAGCAGAGUUGCAAAAAUUGUACGCCCGGAUGAACCGUGGCACUGGAGAAUCAACGGACUCGCGAUAUUUGUUACAGAAAGCAUCAGAGCACGCUAGAAACGAAGAGUUUCGUAGGGCUACCGAAUGUCUGCUGCAGAUUAAUGAGGGAAAUGCUGACGAGCCGACAGUAGCACGUGCAUUGCUACGGGCCGCAGAGAUAUGUAACCAGUUCCUCGAAGGUUCGGAAGCGAUGGAAAUGGCUCGAGAGCUUGGUCCACGGUUGAUCGAGAUCAACCAAAUAGGACCUGCGGCCCAACUGUAUCUAGCCGCGGAGUUACCUCAGGAAGCGGUUGAUGUGUUUAUACGUACCGACAACUGGGCGAAGGCGCGACGCCUUGCAAAGGAAAUAGACCCACAGCUGGUAGUGUACGUAGAAGCCCAGCAGAAAGCACGCCUGCGCAAUCAAGGCAAUGUGGAGCAGUUGGCGGACAUCGAUAUGGUCGGUGCGCUGGAUCUGCUCGCCGAACAGGGCCAGUGGAUGCGAUGCAUCGAGAAGGCCAAACAGCACAGUGUGCCGGUGCUGCAGAAGUACAUGGCACAGUACGCGGCCCAACUCAUACGCGAUGGAGACUGUGUGGCGGCACUGAACCUUUAUCUCGAGCAUGGCGUCCCACCGGUGAGCGCCAACUUUAACAUCUACAAUCGUAUCGCGCUGGAGUGUUUUGCCCUGCGAGAACCUGAUGCAGUCACCGUGUGGAAAAACGUUCGCACCUUUUUGCUCAAUCUCGUGCAAGCGUUGCGUGGUUCGGAUCAGGCCGAUGCAGAAAUUAUUGAUCGUUUCGAGCAGCUGCUAGUGAUUGCGCACUAUUACGCAACGAGGGCAGCAUGCCGUCAGGCACCAGCGCUACAAUCGAUCGCGGUAAAGAUUUCGGUCGCCCUGUUGCGCUACACGGAUAUCAUUCCGUGUGACAAGGGAUACUACGAGGCCGGUAUGGAUCUGCGCGGAAUGGGCCGUGAAUCGGAAGCGUUUGUAAUUCUCAACCACUAUCUGGACGUUUGUGAAGCAAUUGAAGAGGGUUCGGGCAAUUUGGUUGAUCAUUCCGACCUGUCCUCGACGGACUUUCCCAGCUCGGUGCCGAUUCCAGCGGAACUGCAUUUGAAGAACGAGCUUCAGCUGCACGAGGAGAUCCGCGAAUGGGUACUCGCCGUCAGCAUGGAUCAGAAGGUUGAUCAAGCGUUACCUACGGACGAUCGGAAUCUGUACGAGGCCAGUCUGGGGUUAUCGGAUCAACCGUGUUUGGUGAGCGGAUAUCCGGUGAUGGGACGCCAACCAGUUGUCUUUCAGCGCACACACCGGCUGGCCAAUCGGGAUGCUUGGAGUAAGCUGACGGUUGCUGCUCGGAUGGCACCACAAACGGACAUUCCUGGUGUGAUCGAUUUCAUUGAAAAGUGGUGCGGUCCGGCCAACUUUUUGUCGGGCUAGAAAGUGCCAUAAAAACCAAUUCUUCUUAGUAUAUUCCUUGAAGGAGGUUUUUGGUGCGUGCGUGUGGUAAUAUGCUAAUUAUUUAGAAUUUUUCAAAAGUUUUAUAGUUUUAUCAUUACAAUAGUGAGCUCUAGUGUCUUAUUUUUCGAUAUCUACUACAGCUGGGUUGUGGAUAACAUCUGCAAUGCCUGAACGUAUGUUAUCAUUUCGUUAACUCCUUUUCUAUUUUGUGUGUUUUACAACAAAUAAAACUUAACUUUAUUAACAAUAACGGCACAUAGGUAGGAUACGUUCUUUCACUUCAGCGACUCGUAGAGAAGAGAGACCUGUCUCUCUUCGUGCCUCGAUCGUUACUCCUUGCUAAUCAGGCGCCUGGAAAUCAAGAGCACCACAGGAUGGGUCCUAACAGCUACAUUAGAAGAUUUGCAUGAAGUAAGGAGGAAUAUUAUUGCCUUUUUACUACAAUAAGUAAGCAGGUGGUGCACGUGGUAGCUGCAUAGGUAUCGCACGACAGGACCGUGUAUCGAAUCUUAUCCAAACCGUAGGCCCGUACGCAGGUCUGUCUAUUCUGCUUCGAGUAAUUAUAGGUAGGUCUGAUGAGGUUGUAGUAACACAAAAGAAGACGUCAAAAGGAUGUAGUAAAACAUUUUAAAAGAUAAUAAUAAAUCAUAUAUUGCCUAACUGUGUUGAAACAAAUUGCCGAUAAAUUAAUUAGUAACUUCGAAAUAGAGAGUAGCAGGGUCAUAUGUUAUUGGUAAAAUGGUAUAAAUUUACAAUAAUUUCCUUCCAAUUUCCAUCAUCACUACAGGGUUAAUGUGUGAGUUUACCCUAGCUAGCCGCGAGCUAUCUCAUCUUCAAUAUUUCCCUAUCGUACUGUGGAUAACAGCAUCCGCCGAAUGCCACCGUUUGUAUUUUUGUGUUUGUACCGAAGCUUUUGUUCUACUCCUUGUAACGAUGCCCAGCGACGAGCAGGUGCGUUAUUUCCCAAUGUCUCGCAUACCUUUCCCUUCCCGAAUGAUUCAGAAAACAAAUACGAAACACCCCGACAGUCCCAGUUGGACUGAAACUCCUACCCCUCACCUUCCUACCCUUUUUUCCCUUCCCCAACAAAUGCAGGAUACGGCUUGAUAUCAACGGAUACUGGCAGGCGGAUGUUGGAAGGAAGGUAAAAGAAUUGUGCGAGAACAUUCUCUACCAAAGCUUGAUAGCCAUGGCAACAAUAUCAACAAUAGAAAUUCUGUUUGAAUAAAGAAGACGAAUGGCAAAACAUCGUGAUACGAAGUGAGUGCGAUGUCCGGACAGGAUGCGCGCAUGGCACCUGUUGCGAGCGACGGAAACCUGUUACGGAUAAACUUUUCCUUUCGCUGAUAAAGAGUUGAGGUUCGCUCUCCGGACACCGAGCACCAGAGAGAUCAUGGAUUUCUACACGGCGAGAGUGAUGAAGUUGUUUUAUGGCUCAAAUAUCUAGACAAGGAUGCUGGAUGAUUUUUUUCGAUGAAAACUAAGGACAAUUGUAAAUAAACAACAACAAGAAUGCCAUGGUAAGGAUCGUACAAGUUCUUUCGAAUAAUUAUUUAAAGUGGUGACAUUGCUAUUAUGAACAUAUUAUUUAUUACUACUGAUUUCGAUGCUGUUUUUAUGAUACAUAAAUUUAAACCCCAAUGCGUUGAGAUAAUUUUUUUAUUUAGUUGUAGUCAAUGAUCACAACAAAAACUAGAUGACAAUUUUUUAGAAGAAUAUGUUAUUAACAACCUAUUUCUGGUGCACAAACGCGCCUUUUUCUUUAUAUAUUUUUGUUUUCAUCAUUGCAUGUUGAACCCACCACACUGGUAACAAGUGGUUUAUCAAAACAAAAUACUUAGAACAUCUCACUCA